This is a messenger RNA of Meloidogyne enterolobii, 253 nucleotides long. The record is from the annotation of a GenBank genome assembly. Lineage: Eukaryota; Metazoa; Nematoda; Chromadorea; Rhabditida; Meloidogynidae.
AUGGAAAUUGAAAGUUUACAAUUAAAAUUAAAAAAUCAACAUAGAGAAACUUUGGCUAUUGUGGAAUUGCCUUCAAAGGAAAGACCUAAUAGCAAUACUUCUUCUACUCCUUUUCUUUUUUGCGCAUUCCAAUCCAUUGCUUGUCAACUUGAACAGGAGGACGCCGUGGAUGUUCUAUUAUGGCUUGCUUCAUAUAAACAUGCCUAUUGUUGUUGUUGGACAAACUUGGUGCGUUCAUUAACAGUAUUUUAAA